This is a messenger RNA of Neoarius graeffei (lesser salmon catfish), 4114 nucleotides long. It is a transcript of the gene sesn1, whose product is annotated as sestrin 1. The transcript is spliced from 11 exons. Lineage: Eukaryota; Metazoa; Chordata; Actinopteri; Siluriformes; Ariidae. Gene Ontology annotation, molecular function: L-leucine binding; oxidoreductase activity, acting on peroxide as acceptor. The record is from RefSeq and is a predicted model, not a curated record. Gene Ontology annotation, cellular component: nucleus. Bases 115 to 1752 code for a protein of 545 amino acids. Gene Ontology annotation, biological process: cellular response to L-leucine; regulation of response to reactive oxygen species; cellular response to leucine starvation.
UACAUAGACAUACUGCUUCUCCGCCUCCUUCUGAGUGCUUGCUGUUCGGGACUGGACAAGAAACAAUGUAAAUGCUCCCCCAUCAGAACUGAAGCUUGAGAAAAUCCGCCAGUGAUGGAUGUGAGAGAUGGAGCAGUGGCGUGGGAAGCGCUAGCUAGCCGGGACUCGUGUUCCAGAGAUGCUGCCAUGGAGCUCAUUGAGCAGGAGGUGAAGAGGAAGGUGGAGACUAUAGGGCCAAUUCAGAAGACAUCAUCAUCAUCAUCAUCAUCAUCGACUCCUAGGACGACUGAAGAGCUUAACUGCGUCCUGGCACGUGUCCUCAUGCUGUCCAAGAGGUGUCCUUACGAAGACGUAAGGGAAAGAUGCAUCUGGCUGCUUCGUAGCGUUCAGGACAUGGGAGUGCGAAUCCCCAGGCCAGUGGGAAACGGACCAAGCAGAUUCAUCCCAGAGCAAGAGAUCCUUCAAGUCAGCAAAGUGGACACCAGAACGCAGUCGAUAUUCAAGGACGCCUUUUCGCAUGGCCGGCUCGAUAAUGUCUGCCUGGUGAUGGGUUUCCAUCCUCAGUAUCUGGACUGCUUCCUGAGGACGCAGCAUUACCUGCUUCAGAUGGAUGGACCCUUGUCCCACCAAUACAGGCACUACAUUGGCAUAAUGGCUGCUGCCAGGCACCAGUGUUCUUACUUGGUCAAUCUGCACGUGAAUGAUUUCCUGCAGGUUGGGGGUGACCCCAAGUGGCUGAAUGGACUCGAUGGUGCCCCACAGAAACUACGAGCCCUGGGAGAACUCAACAAGAUCCUGGCUCACCGGCCAUGGCUGCUCACAAAAACGCAUAUUGAGAAUCUACUGAGGACAGAGGAGCACAGUUGGUCUUUAGCUGAGCUGAUCCAUGCUGUGGUGCUACUCACACACUACCACUCUUUGGCCUCGUUCACCUCCGGCUGUGGGAUCACGCCUGACAUUCACGCUGAAGGAGGACACACUUUCAGACCUCCCUCGCUCAGCAGCUACUGCAUGUGUGACAUUGCCAACGGCAACAGUGCUCUGGAAGAUAUGGUGGGAAACCAGCAGGAGAUGGAGGAGUCAGGCGAGGUGGAAGUGUUGAUGGAGAGGAUGAAGCAGCUACAGGAGUGUCGUGAUGAAGAGGAGGCCAGUCAGGAAGAGAUGGCCACGCGCUUCGAGCGGGAGAAGACGGCAAGCAUGCUUGUGGCCACAGCAGAAGAUGAGGAGUGUGUGCCGUCCAGGGAUGUCUCGAGGCACUUUGAGGACCCCAGUUACGGCUACCAAGACUUCUCCAGGAGAGGAGAGCAUGUGCCCACCUUCAGAGUGCAGGACUACAGCUGGGAGGACCACGGCUUCUCCUUGGUGAACCGGCUGUACCCGGACGUCGGCCAGCUGCUUGAUGAGAAAUUCCAGAUUGCGUACAACCUCACCUAUAACACAAUGGCCACACACCAGGGUGUAGACACCUCCAUGCUCCGCCGAGCCAUCUGGAACUACGUCCACUGCAUGUUUGGUAUCAGGUAUGAUGAUUAUGAUUACGGUGAGAUCAAUGAGUUGCUGGAAAGCAGCUUUAAAGUCUACAUCAAGACUAUAGUGUGUAGCCCAGAGAAGACCACGAAGAGGAUGUAUGAGAGUUUCUGGAGGCAGUUUCAGCACUCUGAGAAGGUCCAUGUGAAUUUGCUUCUUAUGGAAGCGCGCAUGCAGGCAGAACUGCUCUAUGCUCUAAGAGCCAUCACUCGCUAUAUGACAUGAAGUGCUAUUACCAUUUCUCUUUGUAAUUUCAUGGUUAUUGUUGUUGCUUUUGUGGAACACAUCAGUAAAAGUAAAAACAACAAAAAAGAGGAAAAAAUAGAAAAAAAUAAAAGAAGCCCUAAAGUGGAGGAUGACACCUAUCAUCUUUCCAGCGGACACAGAAAAUAAAAUUAAAAAAAAAAAAGAUGAAAGGAAAAGAGAGAAGUCGUCUGAACCUAUUUGUUGACUGCUCACUUGACCUGCAGUGCUGAAAUCCAGCAGCAGAGGGCGAUCUGUUUGCAAAAACAUGUAAUGGGGAAAGCCUGAGACUGCCAGCUUCUGGAAGUUAACCCUCCAUAUAGUGUUUCAAAUGCAUCUGGAUGAAGAUGCUCCUCAGAUGAUUAUUAUUAUGAGAUGAAAGGAGAACCAAUUACCACAACUCCAGUAUCGUAUCAGUGCAAGCAGUGUGCACUCUCUUGCCUUUCUACUCUUUGUGGUUUUGUUUCUCAUUUUUGUAUUGUUUUAUUGUAGUGCAGGUGACUAGAGCAAAAAGCAUUAGUGAAGCUGUGUAAACGUGUGCCUAGUCAUGUGCAGCACUGGAGCUAAACGCAGAGGUGCUGUUCGUUAAUGCUGCUUUUUUUUUUUUCAACUGAGAGGCAAUUGUGAGCCUCAAAACACCCAAACCAUUACCAAUUUCAUAAGCUAAGGUGUGGGAUGUGAGAGGGAGUGAGAAAUGAAAUGACUGUGUGAGAAGAGUGUGUGUGUGUGUGUGUGUGUGGUAAAGAGAGAGAGAGAUUCAAAAGAAACAGCUGUCUGAGCCCUUGUUUUUGGUUUACUGCAAGUUACCACUCUGUCUGUACUUACCGGUGUGUGUUAUAUAUGGAAAAAGAAAUAAAUCUUAUAGCCUUUUUUGGUAUUUCAGGCAUAAAAAAUAUCAAAGCACUUUGUUUCUGAAAUAUCAACAUAUGCUUCAGCUGUCAUGUAGCUUUUGUGCGUGUGUGUGUGUGUUGGGGGUGGGGGUUAAUGACCAUUAUCCUAAAUUCACUUUGUGUUGUCUGACUGAUUGAUCGAUAGAUUGAUUUAAGGACAAAACCAGUCUUCCUGUUGCUGUCAUGUGCUUCCUGUUUUGUCUGAACUCUGAACCCUUUCCCAAAUCCUUCACCUGUCUUCCCUUAUCACAUGGUCAUCUUUACGCUCAACAAGUGUUGUUGUGUUUUUUUUUUUUUUAAAGGGUUGUCAUUGUAAUAUAAAAAAAUACCUCCUGUUAUGUCUCCUUAAGAAUCUAAGUGCUCUUUGGUGAGCAGGAUCUUAUCGUGUGUAGUUGCCCUGCACAGGCUUCGACGCUUAGAGCCAGGCUCCCCAAAUGAUCAUGACAGACACUGCUUGUUUUUCAAGAACUUCAAGGAGUAUAACUAAGCAGUUUUUUAAAUAUUAUUUUAAUUGUUGUGAGUGAGUGUUUUAAGGAAUAUAGGUUCUGUGUUUACUUAAAAUCAUGUACUGCAUUCUGAUGGUGUCUGGAAGAGCUGGGCAUAGAAGAGUGUUGAGAAAGAAAAGAGGGAUGGUACUUUUUUUUGGAGAUGUAUGCCAAGAAGUAAUGAGUUUUCUAAACAAUCUUUAGAGACUGAUGUCAGUUACUGACACUUUUAUAAGAAAAUGUUUAACAAAAAAAUAAAGAAAAUAGAACAUUUUAAUCUCUUUUGUAUUACCUGAAUUUUGGUAAAUAUUCUUCUUCUUUUUUUUCCUGAUAAACAACAUGAGCAUAGAGAUAUCAGAGAUAAAUACCUCCAGUUGUGACAAUUUAGUGAACAACUGUCUAAGUGUAUUCAUAUCAUUAAAAAAAAAAAAAACCUCUUAGCCUGUCAAUUGGACACAAAACCCUGAUAUGGAAUGUAUGUUUAACCUUUUUACUCACCCACUUUCGUCACAAAGUUCAUGAAUUAAUAUCACAAAAAGGAAACAUCGUUACAACUAAUAAGUUCCUGGAAAUGUUAACAGUUGAAGCACAUCUCACCUAGAAGAAGAUUGUGCUAUGUAGUAAAAAGGCUCAGAGCAAAUCAGCAUGUUGGCUUCAUAGCCCGCAGUGUUGUGUCAUUCUUUGAUUUAUUUAACACGUUACUAAUGUUUUAAUUGGGAUAUCAUAAUAAACACUUAUUAUGCUUAUGACGUACUGAAUUAUUAAUUCUCUUCAUGGGACAGUUCUGAGGUUUAGUGUUCUAAGAUAAUUGUACAGAUGGUACCAGUAAAGUGUUCUUGUCGGGCUUAAAGAUAUGUUGGAGACGAAAAUCCAGUGCCAUUUUGUAUCAUUUUGCUGUAACUGUUUAACAUGAGAUCCUAACUCUGUCCUGUGUCCCUUCUGGUCUCUUUAAUAAAGAGUUUGAGAUCA